Messenger RNA from Calypte anna (Anna's hummingbird), 2090 nucleotides. It is a transcript of the gene MPZL2, whose product is annotated as myelin protein zero like 2. Gene Ontology annotation, biological process: cell-cell adhesion. The record is from RefSeq and is a predicted model, not a curated record. Gene Ontology annotation, cellular component: membrane. NCBI's taxonomy places the organism in Eukaryota, Metazoa, Chordata, Aves, Apodiformes, Trochilidae. Bases 221 to 859 code for a protein of 212 amino acids. The transcript has 6 exons.
CCCUGUUUUACACACAGAAGUGAGUUGUGCUGGCUGCACUUUGCCUUUCAGUGCAAGGGCAGGGGAUGUUCCCAUCGCCUUGCAAAUCAAGCUGAGAGAAAUUUGCUGUACUGUGCCAGGAAGGCUUUGAGAAACUCAUCUUUCAUCCAGUCAUCGAGAACCUGAAAGGGAUUUCUCUUUCUGGCACUGCUGAGCCGUGGAGCAGGGAUUUGUCUUCCCGAUGGAUGGCCCCAGCUGGCUGCCUGCUCUGCUCUUCCUUGGGGUACAGCUCCGAGCACUGGGUCCUGCAGCAGCCGUGGAAGUUCACACUGCCAAGGAGGUUCAUGCUGUGAAUGGCACUAACCUGAGGCUGAAAUGCACCUUUUCCAGCAGCAGCCCUAUUAGCCCGGACCUGUCUGUGACCUGGAACUUUCAGCCCAAGGACCUGAGCUCCCAUGAACCGGUAUUUUAUUACCUGAAGGAGCCCUACAAGCUGCCUGCUGGACGGUUUAAGGAGAGAGUCACCUGGGAUGGGAAUAUCGAGCGUAAUGAUGUUUCCAUUGUUAUCUGGAAUUUGCAGCCCACUGACAAUGGGACAUUCACCUGCCAGGUGAUGAACCCACCAGAUUUUUAUGGAGCGAUUGGUGAAGUGAGACUCAGAGUUGUGCAGAAAGUGCAGUUCUCAGAAAUCCAUUUCCUGGCAGUGGCCAUUGGGUCUGCCUGUGUUCUGAUGGUCAUUGUGGUGACUGUUGUGAUUAUCUGCCGACACCGUCGGAAGAAAGCACAAGAGAAGAGGACUGAGGUGUCAGACACUGAACUUAAAGAAAAGGAGAAUCUGAAGGUUAAAGAAGAAGAGGAAGCCAGUCCAUUAGAAGACUAGAGGUCUUUGAUAGUAUAUACAGUGCAGACAACAGGCCAUGGUAGCCACAACCAGAGACAACUGAGACCACAGUCACUCUUUGCUGUUCAAGUAACCUUCAGAGAAGCUGACACUGAGCGGGCAGUGGGGACAGAACUGCCUCUUACCUGCCUCUCCACCCCAGCACUGAGGAUCAUUUGUAGGAAAGCUGCUUUCUGCAACAUGUCUGCUUUGUGGAGGAAGAAGGAUGAAUCCAUUUCCUUCCACCAGUUUUGAAUCUGCUUUUUGAUGAGUUUGAUCUUUGUUGUUCUAAAAGUACUACAGGAAGACUGAAAACAUUUCCAGAUGGCUUUGAUGGAACAUUUCAGCAUAAUUUUUACUGGCUGGGUUUCUCAGGUCAGGAGUUGCCUCUGCUAUUUUCGUUUUCAACAAUAACCCCGAGUAACAAAUGUGUUUUGUUUUGUUUUGUUUUGUUCCUUAUAAACUUACUUCUUAGCUACUUCUAAGGCAGAUGGUGAAAGCUUGUAAUUUCGGAUGUUAGAACAAAGCUGAAUUACAGGUGCCUCAUGCUGUGAGUGUGCUGUCCCUGCUCAACCUGAAAUUCUUGCAAGAACGAGGAUGAAAUUAACAUAAUUCAUCAAUUUCCUGCAUUGAAGCAAAGCAGAAGGAACAAGGAAGCCUCCUUAAUCUUCACACCUAAGCAAUGUGAAGAAAACUGCUCUGAAGAUGAAAAAACACCAAAAGAUUUGAAAAAUAUAGCAAGACAGCUGACUGAACAGGGAUUGUCAAAGUGUCUGAGCCACCAGACACACUUUUGCGCCUUUGGAAGCACAAGGUGGAUUUGUAUUGCCCUCUUUUUCCUAUUUUUCCUCCCUCUGAUGUCAGGAAAAGGAAGAACGACUGAGGGCGAGACCAGAGGAGCAGCCGAUUGCUGCCAAGUGUUUUAAAUCUUCUUGUUACAUUAGAUGGGACGUAUUAGGCUGUGGGCAGCUGUGCUGAGGAUAAAAUUUACUGAGGGGGGGAUGUUUUGGAUCGUUUUUCUUGCAGCUUCGGGAAGUUUCGCCCCCGCGGUGUUUGCGGGCGCUGCCCCCGCCACAAACCGCGGAGCUGUUACGGUUCUCAGCCAGCAACAAACCCAAACAUCGUUCCGUUUGUUUAAAGAGGAUCUUUAUGACUUUAUAACCCUUCCCUGCAGCGUCCCGGCCACUCGCUCUGUUUGUAUGUUUUGCUUUCCAAUUUCCUGUAAAUAAAG